CAUCUGAAGCUGCCAAACAGCGCAAAUGCAACAAACGCAGCAAGCCACGACGGCACCUUUAUCAACCUCCACUCCUCCUCCCUCCUCCGGUGGCUCCGCGGCCGAGGCACCGCCAAAGCAGGUGGCUCUAGCAAUGGAUAAACUUGGACAAGCCGAACGAAUCAUCGCCGACAUCAGAAUCGGCGCCGAUCGUCUCCUCGAAGCACUCUUCGUCGCCGCCGCACAGCCUCACCAAGGCAACAAGCCUCUCCAGUUGUUCCUCAAAGAAGAUGCUUGCAUGCGUCAGUACCUUCAAGACCUUCGAUCCCUUGGUAAGGAACUGGAAGAGUCUGGAGUUCUUAGCGAAUCGGUUCGAUCACGCAAAGAUUUUUGGGGGUUGCAUAUGCCUCUAGUUUGUCCAGAUGGUGCUGUGGUUGCUUAUGCUUGGAAACGACAGCUUGCGGGACAAGCCGGUGCCUCUGCCGUUGACAGGACUAGGUUAGCUCUGAAAGCCUUCACUGAUCAGAAAAGGCGUUUUUUUCCCCAUCUUGAUGAUGGACUUGAAACUAAUGAAUCAGCUUCAAAGAAACGUUGUGAUUCUGAAGAAAUUGCAGCAGAUCCCAAGGAAGAAAUUAGUUUUCUUAGGACACUACCAGAUCUUCUAAAGUCCUUGGAGAAGGAAAUGCCAAAUCUAAAAAUUUUAACUUUUAAACGAUUGGACUGGUUAAAAAGAGCUUCCACUCUUACCUCAUCAACAAAUGAGAGUUCUCUGGAACAUAACUAUCAUGGUUCUAAUAAACUAAGGCUAGGAUCAGUGGGAACUGUUGCGGCAGAGAAGGUUGCAGUGAUAGAAUUGUUAUUCCCAUCUGUCUUCAGAGCUGUUAUAUCCUUGCAUCCAGCUGGUUCCAUGGAUCCUGAUGCAGUUGCUUUCUUUGCUCCUGACGAGAGUGGAAGCCAUGUACAUGCAAGAGGGUUUUCAGUUCAUCAUGUGUUUAGACAUAUUACGGAGUAUGCGGCGACAGCUCUUCAGUAUUUUCUUGGGAACCAAGCUGAAACGUCUCUGUAUUCUCUGUUGCACUGGAUUUGCAGCUACCAGACUCUGUUUUCAAGGCCUUGCAGUAAAUGUUCACGAUUACUUGCUAUGGAUAAAAAAUCAAUUUUACUGUUUCCUCCGGUUUACCGUCCUUAUUGGCAAUUUUCUUUUUUGAAAAUUUGGUUAAGCAUAUCCUCAAAGGACCAGAAUUCCGAUACUACUCAAGCUUAUCAUAUUGGCUGCCUCUCAGAAGAAGUAUAGUUGCAUCUACGAGUGAUUCAGGUGAGCCAAGUGCCCGAUUCAAUUUGGAACUAGCAGGAGAAAGAGAUCUCUAUUUUGAUGUUCUAUAUAUAUUGCCCUUUCCUCAUGUAUAAUUAGGAACGUAGGGAUUGGUGAAGUGAUUUUGUUAUGUUUUUUUUUUCUCUCUUAGAUUGGAUCUUCAGGAAAUUGAUGAUUGCAUGGCUUGGUGUGUAACCAUCAUUAAAGUGACAGCAUCCUAUUCUCUUAAGAUGAUUCAGAUCUUGUUCAUUGAAAGAUUGGUUUUCUGAAUACGAGGAAGUUCUCACUCUGACAUUUGAUCAUUGCGACAAAACCAAAAAGUACAGGAUGGGGAACAUUAUGACCGAUGAAAAGGGCAGUCGAUUGUAAUUUCUGAAAUUUCGUUCUUGGUUCGUUUGCCCAAAAGGAAUGGGAUGGAAAACAAUUGAAUCAAUCGACUUUUGUUUUGCUUGGAUGUGUUAUGUUAGGGAUAGGAAUGUCGGCGAAGGGUAUGAUGGUUAUUAAAUAGAAAUUGGUAUGGAGGCAAUGCCUGGUUAAAAUUGCAGUCUUUGCUCGUUUUCAAUUCACUUUCUUGAAGUUUCACUUUCAGAUAUAGCUGGUCUAUAUUUAACUUAAACUAUCCUUGCUGACAAGAUUUUGUACAACUUUUAGUUGCUGCACUUUCUUAAGCGCAAUUCACUUUUUGCUUACCAUGUUUUUUUAUUUGUUUUCAUGGGUAUUGGGAUUUAUAAUGCUAUUGCUAACUUCCCAUUCUCAAUUACUGUUAAUGUAAUUUUUAUAUUUUUUUAAUAAUAUUUAAUAUAAGCUUU
Molecule: messenger RNA, 2100 nt
Organism: Abrus precatorius (Indian licorice)
Lineage: Eukaryota; Viridiplantae; Streptophyta; Magnoliopsida; Fabales; Fabaceae
Product: mediator of RNA polymerase II transcription subunit 27
Exons: 7
Coding region: 26-1273 (415 amino acids)
Biological process (GO): regulation of transcription by RNA polymerase II
Cellular component (GO): mediator complex
Molecular function (GO): transcription coactivator activity
Source: RefSeq, a predicted model, not a curated record